CUUUAUGGCAUUGCCUUCUUUUCCUCAGGUGACCUGUGACCACUGGCCACCCCCUCAGCUGUGCUCUCCCGCCCCAUCACCAUGCGGAUAUCAGGUGUGAUCCGGUGCGUGGUGCUGCUCAUCACGCUGCUGGGCACAUGGUUCAUCAUGCAGACGUACUUCCACCACAGCUGGAAAGCCAUCAGGCUGCGGAGCUGGCUCGGUGCCACGAAGAAGCCCAGCAGUGAGAAGCUGCCCCGGCACAAGUGUGGGAACCAGAAGAGCUGCCCCAAGAAUUAUUUUGCCUUCAAGAUCGUCAGUGGUGCCGCAAACGUGGUGGGACCCUCCAUCUGCUUCGAAGGCUUGGUCCUCAUGAGCAGCGUCAAAAACAACAUUGGCAGAGGCCUGAACAUCGCACUGGUGAAUGGAACAACUGGGCAGCUCCUGAAGACCGACUCAUUUGACAUGUACUCUGGAGACAUUAAAAAUCUGGAAAACUUCCUCCAAAGGAUCAAGCGUGGCACCCUCGUGCUGACAGCAAGCUACGAUGAUCCUGCCACAAAGAUGACUGACAGCGUACGGGCACAUUUCAUGGAGCUGGGCAGCAGCCACGUGAGUGAGCUGGGCUUCCGGGACAACUGGAUCUUCUUGGGAGCAAAAGGGCUGAUGAGCAAGACCCCCUUUGAAAAGCACAUCAAAAAUGAUAAGGAGACAAAUAAAUAUGACGGCUGGCCUGAGCUGCUGGAGAUGGAGGGCUGUGCCCCCAGGAAGAUGGAUUAG
Myiozetetes cayanensis is the source of this 759-nucleotide messenger RNA. It is a transcript of the gene FAM3D, whose product is annotated as FAM3 metabolism regulating signaling molecule D. Lineage: Eukaryota; Metazoa; Chordata; Aves; Passeriformes; Tyrannidae. The transcript is spliced from 9 exons. The coding region runs from base 82 to 759 and encodes 225 amino acids. The record is from RefSeq and is a predicted model, not a curated record.